Messenger RNA from Blastomyces gilchristii SLH14081, 324 nucleotides. RefSeq lists its product as uncharacterized. The transcript has a single exon. Bases 1 to 324 code for a protein of 107 amino acids. The record is from RefSeq and is a predicted model, not a curated record. NCBI's taxonomy places the organism in Eukaryota, Fungi, Ascomycota, Eurotiomycetes, Onygenales, Ajellomycetaceae.
AUGACCCUCACAAGUCUCUCAGUUCUCAGGUCUGAGUUCUCACACCCUGCUUAUUGUAAGAGCAGGUUCUCAGUCUUCAUCUUCCAGCUCAUUCACUUCAUGAGCUUUAGAGACAUCACAGUGAUCUGGGAUCCUGAGUUCAUUAAUGCUUCUCAUGCUUGCAGGGCAGCAGCACUGCAGUGCAGUCUCUUCUCACAAGCAAGCAUUUUCAUUGAGAAAGUAACAGAUUCAGAUGUCAGCUUCAAGGCCCUUAAGAAGGCUGUUACUGACUCUGUCCAUGACUCUUCAAAUUUCUAUUUUGAUUUGUUCAGACAGUUUGUGUGA